Molecule: messenger RNA, 2918 nt
Organism: Cervus elaphus (red deer)
Lineage: Eukaryota; Metazoa; Chordata; Mammalia; Artiodactyla; Cervidae
Gene: MCMDC2
Product: minichromosome maintenance domain containing 2
Exons: 17
Coding region: 422-2467 (681 amino acids)
Biological process (GO): double-strand break repair via break-induced replication
Molecular function (GO): single-stranded DNA helicase activity; ATP binding; DNA binding
Source: RefSeq, a predicted model, not a curated record
UUGCCUGGAGAAUUCCAAGGUCAAAGGAGCCUGAUGGAUUACAGUUCAUGGGGUUGCAAAGAGCUGGACACAAUUGAGUGACUAACAUUUUCAGAGAGAAGGAAAAUUACAUAAUUCAGAAACUCAGAUCUACGUAAAAGAAGAACAUCCAAGAAGGAAUAAGUGAAGGAGAGAGCAAGAGCCGUUAUAUUGAAGAGGAUGGACUGCAGGUCAGAUCAGUUGCCCUGGUGGCUGGAAGGGACAACCCCAGCAGGCUCUGCGCGACCAACGGCCCAGAGGUGCGCGCAUGCGCACGAGGACAUCGCUGGCUCCCGGGCUCCAGGUAUUCUCAUAUUUUCUAUGAGUAUCAGUCUCUGUAGUCUUCACCAGCAAUUGUGAUUUAAGCAGUUAGUAAAAGAGAAGAAUCAUUAGCUAGAAGAAAAUGUCAAAUCUAAAAAUGAAAGAGGCAGCCCUUAUCUAUCUUGACAGAAGUGGAGGCCUCCAGAAGUUCAUAGAUGAUUGCAAAUACUACAAUGAUUCAAAACAAAGUUAUGCUGUCUAUCGAUUCAAUGUUUUAAUAAAUCCCUCUGAUAUUGUUGAAUUGGAUGCUGAACUUGGAAAUCACAUUUUACACCAGCCUUUAAAAGCUGCUCAAGUUUUUCAAUCAGUCUGUUAUAUUGCUGUUAAGACUCUCUCACUAAUUGGACAGUUGCAGACUGAAACUCAAAUUAAUAUAGUGCUGAAGUUAACACAUUUACCUCCUCUGCCAAGUUAUUGUCUUGAUCUUUGUGAGUUUCCACGUGAUUAUACAUCUCAAAGAUUUUAUACAAUGCAAGGAAUUGUGAUUGCAAUGACAACUGUAACCAAGUAUACACAAGGUGCAAGAUUUCUUUGUUCAGAUGAAGCAUGCCCUCUUUCAAAAGGAUUUCAGUAUAUAAGAGUGCAUGUACCUGGUGCUACAGAAUCUGCAACAGUAAGAAAUGACUUUUUGUGUAAUCUAUGUUCAUCUUCACUUCAAGAAGACAGAAAAUUUAGAGUACUUGGUGAUAAACAGAUAGUUGAAAUAAUUACUGCAAAAUCACUUCAUGCUUUUCAAGGAUGUUGUAACAACCAGCCAUUUAGGUUUCAAUCUCUUACAGUCUUCCUCAGAGAUGAAUCAGUGAAUAAAAUGAAUAUAGGAAAUGAGUAUAAGGUUAUUGGAAUUCCAGCCUGUGUAAAAACAUCACAAACUGCUAUUUGUAUAGAAGCAAAUAGUAUCACUUUUUGCAUUCCAAAAGUUCCUUCAGGAGUUAGUGACAAUUUCAGGUGUCUCCUCUCUCUGACUUCCAGCUCAUGCUGGAAGUUUACAGCAAUACUUGCCAACAUCUUUGCAUCACAGAUUGUUCCUCCUGGGACUUACAAUUUGCUCAAGCUAUGUUUGCUGAUGAGUCUAGUACAGACAAGUGACCGUAACAAGGAACUGGAAAAUUGCUUGGAUAUUUUAAUUGUAACAAGUGAUACUAUACUCAUAGACAGGCUUUUGAAUUUUAGUAUAAACCUUGUGCCCCGUGGUAUACGUCAUUCAGUCUCUACUGAAAUUUUCCCUACUCUAUCCAGGAAUAAGUAUGGAACUGGAGCAGUUAGCAUUCAAGCUGGCAGUGCUUUGCUAGCUAAAGGUGGUAUCUGCUUUAUAGGAGACUUGGCUUCACACAAAAAAGAUAAACUUGAACAGCUCCAGUCAGCUGUGGAAAGUAGAAGCAUCACAGUCUACAUCUCAGGAAAAAAGUUUGGGGAUGAUGUGGAUCAACAAAUGACUUUUCCAGUUCAGUGCAGUUUUUGGUCUUUUCUUGAUAUGGAUUCACCUUCAAGGAGAAAUAUACAGAAAACCAAUAUGCUAAUUGGUCAGAUGGAUUGCAGUUUAAUUCCAGCUAAUCUUGUAGAGGCAUUUGCAUUAUUGAUUAACUGCAAUGAAUCAUCUCCUUGCCACCCACUUCUUCCAACUGUGCAACAUACUUUAAAGAAAGCCAUUGAUCCUGAAGGGCUGCUUUAUUUAGCUUCUAAACAGUUCACAACUGAAGAUUUUGAAAAGCUGCUUGCUUUUGCAAAGAAUUUGAAUGUGGAAUUCAGCUUGGAGGCAGAAAGAAUGAUUCAUGGAUAUUACCUAGCAAGUCGCAGAAUCAGAACAGAUUCUAUAUGUGGAUCAAAACUGCCAGCAUCUGCAUUAAAAUAUUUAGUUUCCCUAUCUGAAGCCCAUGCUCGACUGAACUUAAGGAAUAAAGUGCUUAAAGAAGAUGUACUAAUUGCAGCCUUAUUAUUUGAAACAUCUCUAACACUGAAAUAUGGGGCCGCUGUAUUUUGUGUUGCUCCAAAUGCAGUGUUUCCAUUUGAACAGUAUGAUGAAGAAUAUUUAGAGCAAAGGGAUGUCUAUCUGACUGAGUGCCAACAACAGCUCCAACAGUUUAUUGCCACAUAUGGACCUGGGACAGCUAUUUUUGCUAGUGAUGAAUAGGCAGUCUGAGGAAAUGUUUUUCUUCAUUCCUUUUUAAGCAAUGGAAAAAAGUGUGAAUGAUUUUGAAGUAAUGCUUCAGGCAAUCUUGUGUGUAGGUACAAUAGAAUGUACCUACAUUGUGUAGGAUAUAUUAGAAUGUCAUCUUAAAAAAUAUAAAAUAUGAUUUCUUCAAAUUGUUAAUGGAAUAAACACUAAUCCAAAUCUCAAAGCCAGCAGCAGAAAUUUAUAUUAGAAUUUUAUUGAAAAAAAAACAAACUUCUGGUUAACCUAGUAUACCAGUGGCCCACAGAUUAAAAUAUAAAUAAUGUUACAAACUAAGAAAUGAAAAAAAAGUAAAUACAUACUACGCUAUACAAUCUACAGCUUAUUGAACCAGAGGAUGUGGAACCUUGGAUACAAAGGGUGGACUAUAAAGCUAUACUUGGAUGUCUGAUGCUGAGACGGGUUGGUG